Molecule: messenger RNA, 4686 nt
Organism: Callorhinchus milii (elephant shark)
Lineage: Eukaryota; Metazoa; Chordata; Chondrichthyes; Chimaeriformes; Callorhinchidae
Gene: tcf12
Product: transcription factor 12
Exons: 21
Coding region: 204-2369 (721 amino acids)
Biological process (GO): regulation of transcription by RNA polymerase II
Cellular component (GO): transcription regulator complex
Molecular function (GO): RNA polymerase II cis-regulatory region sequence-specific DNA binding; DNA-binding transcription factor activity, RNA polymerase II-specific; protein dimerization activity
Source: RefSeq, a predicted model, not a curated record
AAAAAAUAUGUCUGCCUGAAGGAGUGGAGGGUUGGUAGCGCGGCGAGUGCGAGAGCAGCUCAGCUCAACCCAAACCAACCCAACGGGAACAGCCACAGAGGCCAAACUCUCUCUCUCUCUCUCUCACUCACUCACUGCUCCUCCUCGGGCUACGCGUUUUGGAUGUGCGGGAGGAGAGGAAGGUUUAGUGAGAGUAAAUCAAGAUGAAUCCACAGCAGCGGAUGGCCGUUAUAGGAACAGACAAGGAAUUGAGCGAUCUGCUGGAUUUUAGUGCGAUGUUUUCUCCCCCUGUUAACAGCGGAAAAAACGGACCAAUCACGCUCGCCAGCAGUCACUUUAGUGGUUCAGGAAUGGAAGAACGAACAGGUACUGCCUCUUGGGGGACAGGUAGCCAAACAAGCCCAUCGUAUGAAUCUUCAAGGGGUUUUACAGACAGUCCUCAUUAUGGUGAACACUUGAAUGACAGUCGAUUAGGAUCCCAUGAAGGAUUGUCACCAACACCGUUCAUGAACUCCAGUCUAAUGGGGAAAGUUUCAGAAAGAGGGCCACGUGCACUAUAUGGCAGAGACCCAGGAAUACCAGUGUGCCAACCCAGUAUUCUUCGAUCAGAAGCAGGAAUAAGCAGCCCUGUAACUUUGCCAUCUUCAGGAAAGCCUGGAACUGUGUACUUUCCUUUUACUGCCACAAAUCCACGCAGAAGACCACUUAAUGACUCUACAGCACUUGAUCCCCCGCAGACAAAGAAAGUAAGAAAGGUGCCUCCUGGUUUGCCUUCUUCUGUUUAUGCACCUUCACCAAGCUCAGACGACUUCAACAGGGAGUCUCCAAGUUACCCGUCACCCAAACCACCCGGCAGUAUGUUUGCUACCACGUUCUUUAUGCAAGAAGGGAAUCACAAUCACAAUUCUUCUGACCUUUGGAGUUCCACAAAUGGGAUGAAUCAGCCAGGUUACGGAGGAAUGCUAGGAAGCUCUUCCUCUCACGUCUCUCAGUCUAGCAGUUACAGCAGUCUGCAUGCACAUGACCGUUUGAGCUUUCCACCACAUUCAGUUUCACCUAGAGACAUCAACCCCAGUCUUCCCCCAAUGUCUAGCUUCCAUCGAGGUACCAGCUCCUCUCCUUAUGUUGCAGCCUCACACACCCCACCAAUCAAUGGAUCAGAAAACCUUUUGGGGAACAGAGGAAAUACAACUGGGGUUUCACAGACAGGUGAUGCACUUGGAAAAGCUUUGGCAUCUAUUUAUUCACCCGAUCACACCAGCAGUAGCUUCCCAUCAAAUCCAUCAACACCAGUUGGAUCUCCGUCACCUCUGCCAGGUGCUAACCAGUGGUCUCGAUCAGGAGCAAACCCAUCAUCUCCCAGCUAUGAAAACUCUCUUCACUCACUGAAAAAUCGGGUUGAACAGCAACUUCAUGAGCAUUUGCAAGAUGCAAUGUCUUUCUUAAAGGAUGUCUGCGAGCAGACUCGAAUGGAGGAUCGCUUAGACCGAUUGGAUGAUGCUAUCCACGUUCUAAGAAACCAUGCUGUAGGGCCUUCAACAAGCAUGUCUGGUUGCCAUAGUGAAAUGCAUAGUUUACUGGGACCAUCACAAAAUGGGCCAAUUGGAGGAUUGCAUUCAAACUAUGGAGCAUCUGUGCUGGUAACUUCCAGUCGACAAGCAUCAAUGGUUGGUUCUCAUCGGGAUGAAUCUGUCAGUCUCCAUAACAGCCAUUCGAUCCUCCCCAGUACAGGCCCCCCAACAAGUACAGAAUUAAAUCACCAUCCACAGGAUAACUGCAGAGGACCCUCCAGUAGUUUGCAAAGUCAGACUGCUGCCCUGAGUCAAGCUGACGUCAAGAGAGAAGAGAAAGAUGAGAAUACACGUGACUCCUUCUCCUCCGAUGACAAGGGAUUAGAUGAGGAUGGAUCAAAAAGUGAUAAACUCCAAUCGGGAGAUAGAUCCAGUAAUCACGAAGAAGAUGACUUAAACCCCGAGCAAAAAGCAGAACGGGAACGUGAGAGGAGGAUGGCGAAUAAUGCUAGAGAGCGUCUUCGCGUACGAGACAUCAAUGAGGCAUUUAAGGAGCUUGGCCGCAUGUGUCAACUUCACAUGAAAAGUGAAAAACCCCAAACCAAGCUACUUAUUCUGCAUCAGGCAGUUGCCGUUAUCCUCAGCUUGGAACAACAAGUCCGAGAGAGGAACCUGAACCCGAAAGCAGCCUGCCUUAAAAGAAGGGAAGAAGAGAAAGCUUCUGCCAUAUCAGCAGAGGGACACUCGGGAGCACAUCAUGGAUCACACUCAGGAGUACACUCUGCAGCUCACUCUGCAGCACACCCUGGUGCACACUCUGGCCUCACUGACACUAACAACCCUAUUGGUCAUAUGUAAAUCUGCCAGGUCAAAAGUCUGGAUAGUUUUUGUAAAAUAACAAGUGAAUCAUCUUUCCACACAAGGACCCUGCCAACUAACUUUCAUUAAAGCCACAGUUGGAAAAACAUAACAUCAGAAACCCAGAAGCAAUCUCUUGAUCAACAUUGUGUCAUGUUCAUCUCUCUGAAUAUAUUUUCUCCUGAAUCUGAAUUUUGGCCCAUACAAAACCUAGUACAUAUCAGUCUGUUGAAAGUGGCUCUGCUUCUACACAAUCAGAGACUGUUGCAAUCGAUCCACUGUUUGUGGACAUUGCCUUGUGCCUAAACUUGUUGGUUGAUGAAUGCAUUUAAGACAAUUUUAUUUAUUAUUAUUGAACUAUAAGGUCUACUUUGAAAGGGAAUUGUUAAAAUCGUAGUUUCAUUCGCAGCUAGCUGAUGUUAGCAUCCGUCAAAGCUGUUCGCAUGCAGAGAACAAAGCAGUAACAGCCUCUAACACCUAGCAUUCCCAGAACCUAUUAGUGUCUUAAAAAUGGGAGGGAAGAGAUUGUACUCUCCAUUCCUUUGGCCACACAAAUAGCAUUUUCCAUGAAUCAGAAAAUUCCUUGUUAGAGUGACUGUUAAUUUGUUUGAUCUCUGGAUGUUUGAACAGUUGUAGUCACAAUAUACACAUUUUCCUAUCUUGAGUUAAUGCUUGUGUCGUAAUCAAUUUACUUUAUAUUAAAUGUGCUUUUUAUUUGAAAAGGAGCAAGUUCUGUGACCAUAGCUUCACUUAGCUUGGAUUGAGGGUAGAAUUCUUUUGAGCAACUUUCGAGAAAAUAAGCAUUCUUAUUUGUUUUAUUUGUAAUUAUACAAAUGUUUUAGGCUUCAUACGAAUAGCAUAACUUGUAAUGUGACGUGCAAAUUAGAACAUUUCUAAUUUUAGAAUUGCUUUAGUUUUUUUUAAGCAGCUUAAUUACUACAUUUAGUACACGUGAAAAGUGUUUGCUGUAAUUAAGCACAAAAGCAAAACAAUGGUUUCAGGCUCUGAAGGUUGUGAGCUCAUCUUGUUUGAGCGGGACCUGUAGCGUAAAGACGAACAAGUGAGCUGUGAAGUUGAUUAAAAUUGUCCAAAGAAGAAAAAGAACUAGGGUCACCAGCUUUUUGAGACCAUACUUUGUUUUUGUUAUCUCCUUAUCUAUGUGGCUAGUCAGUGGAGCGGGCUCAGGAGAAUGAUGGCAGUCCAUAACAUGAGCUUUGAAGUCAAUGUAGCCCUAACUGACAUGAGUUUUAAAUCGCUUGCAUUUCCAAACCACUGUCUCCCCUUUUUUAAAAUAAAAAAGAUUGCAUCUCUUUAGCUUCCAUGUAAACUGUCUUCCACUUAAAAUGAGCAUAAGAGAGAAAAUAGCUGACUCGGGUUACUUCAUGUUUGAAUGUCUAAAAUAUAUUGGCAAUUGGCCCGCUACAGGAUGAACAAAUUAUGCAUUUCUUUACUUUGAGCACUCGCAAAGACAACUGAAAGAACAAAAAUAUCAAAACUAGUCGUCUUGCCGGGCUGAUGAUGAGGAAUGUUAUAAACACUUGUUUUGGAAGGUUUCUGUAAGAAUGAAUUAUUUUCGACCGUCGUGUAGGAUUUCGUCAUACUAAUUGAUUCAUUAUGACUGUAAUUCAAGAUAAAUUAAUACCCAAUUUACUGUAUCUGUGGCCUUGUUCAUCAGUUCAGUGUUCAUGAGCUGCCAGUUGCUUAAACGUGCAAAAGUGAUCACAUGCCACUGCCCGGCCUUUUCUUAAGCCUGGUUCAAAGCUUUCUUUCCCUUUUGGCUACAAUAGACUUUGGAUUAUGCCCAAAAGCUUUCCUUCAACACGAAAAAGAAAACAUUUGGCUUAUUUUUCGCAGUAGGUAGUCUUUUAUACAAUAAUCUUGUAAAAAAAAUAAUUAAAAAAAUCUUGAAUUCUAAAUAUUACUCUUUCUAGAUUUUUGAAAUCAAAAGUUUUCAGUAAAAAGUUUCUUACUUUAUUUUACUAUAUUAGGUAGAAAAAUUGUAGGGUUAUUUACCGUAACCUGUCCAUUAAUAUCAGAAAAAUAAAAUAGCAUUCGAAAACCAUUGUAGGUUCUAGCUAAGCCGUGUAGUACCUAUAAAGUAUUGUACAAGCUAAAUGUCUGAGAUAAGUUGCUUCACAUCUUGUUCUCCAAGUUUCAAUUGUUGGUUAAUGCAGAUUUGUACCCGUGUCAAAUUUAAGGUAUUGUUGAUGAACCUUUCCAUCCAACGGCAAGAAGUUCAAAUUUUCUGUCAACGAUAACAGAAAACACUAUGUAUAUAACAUUUAUGUAGCAAUAAAUGUGCCAUCUUUUUUAACAA